This is a messenger RNA of Myotis brandtii (Brandt's bat), 996 nucleotides long. Its product is annotated as taste receptor type 2 member 46-like. NCBI's taxonomy places the organism in Eukaryota, Metazoa, Chordata, Mammalia, Chiroptera, Vespertilionidae. Gene Ontology annotation, cellular component: membrane. The record is from RefSeq and is a predicted model, not a curated record. Gene Ontology annotation, biological process: detection of chemical stimulus involved in sensory perception of bitter taste; G protein-coupled receptor signaling pathway; sensory perception of taste. Gene Ontology annotation, molecular function: bitter taste receptor activity; G protein-coupled receptor activity. The transcript has a single exon. Bases 1 to 978 code for a protein of 325 amino acids.
AUGCGCAGUAAUAUUACGUUUGGCACUUUCUUUGCCACGCUUGACUUUUCCCCCCAAGAUCUGAUAAGCUUACUACAAAUUUUUUUUUCCAUGCUAAUAAUGACAGGAUUUAUUCUAGGAAAUUUUGCCAAUGGCUUCAUAGCACUGGUGAACUGCAUUGACUGGAUCAAGAAACACAAGAUCUCCUGUGCUGACCGAAUCCUCACUGCUCUGGCUGUCUCCAGAAUUGGUUUGCUCUGGAUAAUAGUAUUCAAUUGGUAUGGAACUGUGUUUAAUCUACCUUUCUAUAGUUCAGAAGUAAGUACUACUGUUUACAUGGUCUGGAUAGUAAACCACCAUUUUUGUCUCUGGCUUGCUACUAGCCUCAGCAUCCUUUAUUUUCUCAAGAUAGCCAAUUUCUCCUGUCUUUUAUUUCUUCACCUAAAAUGGAGAGCUGAAAGAGUGGUUAUCAUGAUACUGUGGGGGAAUUUGUUCAUCUUGGUUUGUCAUCUUACAGUGCUAAGCAUAGAUGCAAAAAUGAAGAAGAAUGAUUAUGAAGGAAACGUCACUUGGAAGACCAACUUGAGGGACAUUAUGCACCUUUCAAGUAUGACUGUAUUUAUGCUUACAAACUUCAUACCCUUCACUAUGUCCCUGACAGCUUUUCUGCUGCUAAUCUUUUCCCUGUGGAAACAUCUGAAGAAGAUGCAGCUCAGUGGCAAAGGAACUGAAGAUCCCAGCACCGAGGUCCACGUAAGAGCCAUGCAAACUGUGAUCUCCUUUCUCUUGCUAUUUGUCAUUUAUGUCCUCGCUCAAAUCAUCUCAAUUUGGAGACCCCAAACUCUGCAGAAUAAUUCAGUUCUCAUGCUUUGUGAGGUUCUUGGAAUCGUGCAUCCUUCAACCCACUCAUUGAUCCUGAUUUGGGGGAACAAAAAGUUAAGACAGGCCUUUCUGUCAUUUCUGUGGCAGCUGAGGUGCUGGCUGAAGGAAAAGAAAUAAGUGGGGCACCUAGUGUCU